Messenger RNA from Amborella trichopoda, 2000 nucleotides. Its product is annotated as glycerol-3-phosphate acyltransferase 1. Gene Ontology annotation, biological process: cutin biosynthetic process. Gene Ontology annotation, cellular component: membrane. The record is from RefSeq and is a predicted model, not a curated record. Gene Ontology annotation, molecular function: phosphatase activity; glycerol-3-phosphate 2-O-acyltransferase activity. Lineage: Eukaryota; Viridiplantae; Streptophyta; Magnoliopsida; Amborellales; Amborellaceae.
GGGGUAUAUUUCAGCGAGUUCUCGAAGAAACAGAGGUAAAUCUGUAGGCAAGCGUGGUAUUUAUAUAGCUCUCUGUGUAAUAUAUAGACAUAGCAGCAUCAUGGAUGUAAGUAUCUACACCACCUCCCCUACUGUUUUCUGGUAGCAAUGGUGCUCCCCAUGGUGUUCUUGAGGGUGGCAUAUUGGGUCCUGCACCAACUUCUCGCCAUUUCUUGUUACAGAGUCGCUACAAAGAUCGGAUUCCCCGCGUUCCGCGCCUUUCCUCGUGCUCACUCGAACUUUCAGCACCCCCCACUCUCCAAGUGCCCUCCUCUUGAGCAGAGGCCCUCUCAAACUUUGGUCUGCGACAUUAAUGGAGGCCUUCUGAGAACCCCAUCUUUCUUCCCUUACUUCAUGCUUGUUGCAUUUGAGGCUGGGAGCAUUCUAAGGGCCUUCCUCUUGCUCAUAGCCUAUCCUUCCCUCUGGUUUAUGACCCAUGAGCUAGCAUUGAGAGUGAUGGUGUUUAUAUCUUUCUGUGGGCUUAGGCCUGAAGAUGUAUCGAUUGCUGGGAGGGCUGUUUUGCCCAAGUUUUUCCUGGAGAAUUUGCAUUUGCAGGCCUUGGACUUGUUGCAGUCUUGUGGGAAGAGGGUUGUUGUCACCAGUGUUCCAAGGGUUAUGGUGGAGCACUUCCUUGUGGAUUAUUUGGGGGUUGAUAGGGUUAUGGGGACUGAGUUACAGGUACUUGGUGGGUUCUUCACUGGUUUGGUGGCCAGAAAUGGGUUUUUGAAGAAACACAAGGCAUUGAAGGAGAUUUUUGAGGAGUGCAAGCCCGAUAUUGGUCUUGGAAGCUCUAACCUCCAUGACCACCUCUUCAUGUCUCUCUGCAAGGAAUCAUACAUUGUGGUGGGAAACAGAGAGUCGAAGACCCCUCGCUCCAAGUACCCGAAGCCCCUGGUGUUCCACGACGGACGCCUAGCCUUCACCCCCACCCCGCUCGCCUCCCUCGCAAUGUUCCUUUACCUCCCACUGGCACUGGCCCUCUCCAUCCUGCGCAUCCUCAUCGGCAUAUCACUCCCCUAUACCCUCGCACGUCCCCUCGGAGCCCUCACCGGAAUCCGCAUCAGGUUCCGGUCAAACGACAAACAACCCUCCUCCUCAUCGUCAUCUUCUUUAGUCUAUGUGUGCACGCAUCGCACCCUCCUCGAUCCCGUCUUCCUCAGCACUGUCCUCGGCCGCCCUUUGACAUCUGUCACAUACAGCCUGAGCCGCAUGUCCGAGCUGCUCGCUCCCCUGCACACCGUGCGACUGACCCGCGACAGGUCCCGGGACAGCGCCACCAUGCAGGCCCUUCUGCGGCAGGGGGACCUUGUGGUGUGCCCGGAGGGCACCACCUGCCGCGAGCCCUACUUGCUCAGGUUCAGUCCGCUCUUUGCCGAGCUUGAGCAUGACAUGGUUCCCGUGGCCUUGGAUGUGAGGGUUGGGUUCUUUUAUGGAACCACCGCCGGUGGGCUCAAGUCUUUGGAUUCCUUCUUCUUUCUCAUGAAUCCUUUCCCCUGUUACGAUGUGGAGGUGUUGGAAAGGGUUAGGGCCCAGGCCGGGAAUGGGGUGCAUGUUGCUAACAGGGUGCAGGCCCUGUUGGCCAACGCCCUGGACUUUGAAUGCACCAUGUUUACGAGAAGAGAUAAGUAUUUGAUGCUGGCUGGAAACCAAGGGGUUGUUGCUCAUUCACAUUAAUUAAUUAAUUGAAAAACAAAGGGAUUUAAUCCCUCCUCCCUUUCUCAAUUUUUUGUUGUUUUACUUGUUUUUCAGAAUAUAUUUAGUCUAUGGUUGUUGUUGCAGCAGCUAUUAGUGUGAUUACAAGGUUUCUGUUUUCUUUGAUUAGGGUUGAAUGGCAUUAGCCAUUUUUGUAAUUAACAAUAUUGAUUUAAGAGACAAAAGGGGUCGGGUCGUGGUGGUAGCCGCCCCACACUUAGGUACAUCGUGUCGCUUAUUUUGUUUUGUGUGCAUGUUUAGUAAAGUCU